Molecule: messenger RNA, 465 nt
Organism: Rangifer tarandus platyrhynchus (Svalbard reindeer)
Lineage: Eukaryota; Metazoa; Chordata; Mammalia; Artiodactyla; Cervidae
Source: the annotation of a GenBank genome assembly
AUGACUGUCACAGGAGGGGUGUCCCUGUUUACCACUGUCACAGGAGGGGUGUCCCUGGGUACCACUGACUGUCACAGGAGGGGUGUUCAUGGUUACCAUGGUCGCAGGUGGGUUUCCCUGGUUACCACUGAGUGUCAGAGAUGCGUGUCCCUGGUUACCACCGACUGUCAUUUGUGCGUGUCCUUGUUAACCACGGUCACAGGAAAGGUGUCCGUGGUUUCCAGUGACUGUCACAGUAGGGGUGUCCUUGCUUACCAUGGUCACAUGUGGGUUUCCCUGGUUACCACUGACUGUCACAUGAGUGUGACCCUGGUUCCCACUGUCACAGGAGGGGUGUUCCUGUUUACCACCGACUGUCACAGGAGGUUUGUCCCUGGUUACCACCGACUGUCACAGGCCGGUGUCCCUGGGCACUGUGAAUGUCAUAGGUCUGUUUCCCUGGUUACCACAGAUUGUCAGAGGUGA